GGGUCCUGUAUGAAGUCGGUGCUCGCAGCCUUCCCAACGCCGCCGGUCCGCCCCACGUCGCGCCCCAGUCUUCUUAACCAGCUCUGAUGGGUUUCAGUUUGGAUUACUGUUUGCGGCCUUGUGACCUUGUCAUUACAACUAUUACUUGUUUUUGUCAAGAUGCCCAAACGUAAGUGUAAAUUCACAGCAGAGAUGCAGAACAAACUCCCGUGCUUCAAAAGAGGCAGGGAUGAGUGGGAAGCUGAGUGUUUGUCGUUUGGUGUGUAAACCAGGAACAUUUGUCACUGGCACAUAAAGGCAUUAAUGACUUACAGUGACUGGAAGUCAGUCGCAGUGGCUGAAGAAGAGUUAGAAGACAGCAACUAAGCUAAGUAGAGAAACGGAAUUCAAGAUUAUCAGCCAUAUGCAAAGUACCCGCAUCAUUGAGGUGCAGGAAAAGUGCACCGAGAGAGCCUUGGAGCUGCUGGCCCUUCCACCUGACAUCUCUGCAAUGCUGCUGGACCUGGGCUGUGGCUCGGGCCUGUCUGGAGAAGCCAUCACAGAGAACGGCCAUUACUGGGUGGGCAUGGACAUUUCCCCCUCCAUGCUGGAUGUGGCCCUGGAGCGGGAGGUGGAGGGAGACAUGCUGCUGGGAGACAUAGGUACUGGGGUUCCUUUCCGUCCUGGGAUGUUUGACGGUGCCAUCAGUAUCUCGGCCAUCCAGUGGUUGUGUUACGCUGACUCUGCCACACACCGGCCAGCCAAGAGGCUUUACAAGCUCUUCAUGACUCUGUUUGCCAGCCUGUCCCGGGGCAGCAGGGCGGUGUUCCAGUUCUACCCAGAGAAUGAUGCACAGGUUGAAAUGGUGGUGUCCCAGGCCAUGAGGGCAGGCUUCACUGGUGGCCUGGUAGUGGACUUCCCUAACUCCACCAAGGCCAAGAAAAUCUACCUGGUGCUGAUGACAGGGGGAGCAGCACCCCUGCCUAGUGGCCUGCAGGAAGAGGGGGCAGCAGGAAGCACACAGGCACUCUACCAGAGAAGAGAGCGCAUGAAACAGAUGCGAGGCUCCCGCCAGCCCAAGAAAGCCUGGAUCAUGCAGAAGAAGGAGCGUCGGCGGAAGCAGGGACGGGAUGUGCGGCCUAACUCCAAGUACACGGGACGCAGGAGACCGGAGAGAUUCUAGCUGGCAGUAGCUGUGGUGGUGUGGGCUGUGCUGCACCAGCUGUUGUACUGUAUUGGUUGUUGCGGGCUACUGGAGGCACAUGAACAGUGUGCCUCAGUGUUGGAACAUUGCUUGUUAUAGACUUUUGUGCUGCUGUAUUUAUUUGAAUUAAGUAAAUGCUGGGAUGGCUUGACAGAUGUUGGUGUGCAAGCAUGUCAUUGAUAUAUAUCUUGAAUCACUAUGGUUUGGCCAUUGAGAGUUUUAAGUUUCUGUUCCCUAUAAAUAGAAGCAACUACCUUUAUGUAUGCUCUCUCUCUCUCUCUCUCUCUCUCUCUCUCUCUCUCUCUCUCUCUCUCUCUCUCUCUCUCUCUCUCUCUCUCUCUCUCUCUCUCUCUCUCUCUCUCUCUCUCUCUCUCUCUCUCUCUCUCUCUCUCUCUAUAUAUAUAUAUAUAUAUAUAAAUUGAAAUAAUUAGGCUAAAUAUGUGAGUGCGUAAGGGACAUUGCCCCUCCACUGCUGAUGGACAACUGCCUGUCUGUAUAGUGUUACCACUGAAGGUUUGCCUUGGUGUGACAUCACGUAAGUGGUGGUGUUGGUGGUGGUGGUAAAUAUGCUCUUGCCAUCAUUACUGUGGGCAUCAUUGGCCUGCCAAUCAGAACAGUCUGCCACAGGAUGCUGGGAUUGGCAGGUGAGUUAUCUUUCCUUGAGGUGGCCCAUGACAGCUGUGCCUUGUGAGGGGACUGGCCCAAGUGACCUUCACUCAUCAUCUUUCACUGUCCCAGCUCUUCCUGGCCUUGGGUCUGUGCUGCUAGGGUCGACCCUGGCUGCUUGGCACUGGCAGUGUAGACACAGUGGUCUGCAUUAGUCACAGAUUUGUUGAUAUUAAAAAGAUACUUGUUA
This is a messenger RNA of Portunus trituberculatus (swimming crab), 2039 nucleotides long. Its product is annotated as probable 18S rRNA (guanine-N(7))-methyltransferase. Gene Ontology annotation, cellular component: nucleolus. The transcript has 6 exons. Gene Ontology annotation, biological process: rRNA (guanine-N7)-methylation. The record is from RefSeq and is a predicted model, not a curated record. Bases 404 to 1162 code for a protein of 252 amino acids. Gene Ontology annotation, molecular function: rRNA (guanine) methyltransferase activity. Lineage: Eukaryota; Metazoa; Arthropoda; Malacostraca; Decapoda; Portunidae.